Eruca vesicaria subsp. sativa (arugula) is the source of this 828-nucleotide messenger RNA. The record is from the annotation of a GenBank genome assembly. Lineage: Eukaryota; Viridiplantae; Streptophyta; Magnoliopsida; Brassicales; Brassicaceae.
AUGUCGUCCUCCGAUGACCACCGUCUCCUCUCACUCAUUGGAUCCUCCUCCUCCGAUGAUAUCUUCACCUCCUUAUCCGACUACCUCCACCCUCUCACCUCCCGUAAACAAGACAAACUCCGAUCCCUCGCCAAAAAAUUCCUCCCAUUCCUCAACAAAUCAAUCUCCCUCUUCCCCAAACGCCUCUCGAAUCCCCAACCCCACGACUCCUCACCCGCCGGAGACCUCUUCUUCGCGUACGAGCUCUGCUUGGAUUGCUUGGAGUCCUUCUUCUCUCAAUUAGCCUGCAAGCCCCACACUCUCCAGCUUCAGAGAUCUCCAAACUUUCCUAACAUCCCACAAGAACAAGACCAAGUCGUCGUCCUCUCUUGUCUCCUCCGCAAAAUCGAUAACCUCGAGUCAUCUCUCAACAAGUUCGCAUCUUUCCACGACCACAAACGUCGUGACCGACACUUCUCCACAGUUAAAGACUCUGCAGCAAGAGUUAUCCAAACCCAUUUCCGAUCUUACCUUGUUUACAGAUCCAUCUUCUUCAGACAUCUCAAGGAGCUUGCGAUGAUCAAAUCUAGCUUCUUGUCUCUCAAGUCUUCGGUUUCAGGGAAACCCAUUUUCAGUUUUAAAGUUGUUUCUCUGAAAGCUACAGACUUUCUCCUUCAAUUGGAUUCUAUUCAGGGUAGGGUUGAUCCAAUGAUAAGGAGUAGUAAGAGAUCUUUGAGCAGAGAUUUGGUGAGGAUUCUGCAGUACGUUGAUGAUUGUGUUGUUAGAAGAAGAGGCUUAGGUCCAAGAAGAAGAAGGACCAACUUAGUGGCUGAGAAGAAGAAGUGUUGA